GGAAGAAGCGCUCCCGUCUCUCCUUAUUGGGCGCAGCGCUCGUGGAGAGGGAGUGGAGAGAGAGAGAGAGAGACUCACUCAGAGGAGCGCUCCAGUCCAGUCCACGGCUCUCCAGCGGAGGAGAGGAGCGGAGCGCGCACCGGUCUCUCGCACACGGACGGCUCUCGGCGCUCUCUGUUCGACCCGCUUCGAAGCUUCGAGCACUGACGGAUCUAAAAGCUCGCCGUCGUUCCCUUCCGAACGCAGGAGAGCAGCGGCGACGUUUGGAUUUACGCACCGCGCGAGCACGGGGAUGUGGAUCGUAAAGUUCGCGUUGGUUUGGACCUGCUGGAUCGGAGUGAGCGCGGACUUCGAUGGCAGGUGGCCCAGACAGAUGGCCUCGUCCAAUGGGCUGUGUCGGUACGGCGGCCGCAUCGACUGCUGCUGGGGUUGGACACGUGUCUCCUGGGGCCAGUGCCAGCCUCUCUACGUCUUAACCCGCAGAGUAAUCGGGAUAAGGUGCCAACCCCAAGCCGUAUGUCAGCACGGAUGCAAACACGGAGAAUGCGUAGGACCCAACAAAUGCAAGUGCCAUCCAGGUUACACAGGAAAAACGUGCAACCAAGAGCAGGGCUAUGUUAGCCCCCCAUUAUGGCACAGCCGCCCUCCCGUUUUUGUUCCCAUGGACCACCGGCCGAUUGCGGUGCCUUCGGAGGACCUGAACGAGUGUGGCCUGAAGCCUCGUCCGUGUAAACACAGGUGCAUGAACACGUACGGGAGCUACAAAUGCUACUGUCUAAACGGCUACAUGCUGCUGCCCGACGGGAGCUGUGGAAAUGCCCGGACAUGCAGCAUGGCCAACUGCCAGUACGGCUGUGAAGUAAUGAAAGGAGAGGUUCGCUGCCAGUGCCCUUCUCCAGGCCUGCAGCUGGCUCCAGACGCCAGGACCUGUGUGGAUGUGGAUGAAUGCGCCACAGGUCAAGCGGUUUGUCCACGUUUCCGUAAGUGCAUCAACACGUUUGGGAGUUACAUCUGCAAGUGCCACGAUGGAUUCGACCUGCAGUACAUCAACGGGAAAUAUCAAUGCACGGAUGUGAAUGAAUGCUCUUCAAACCAACACCAGUGCAGUCCUUACGCCACCUGCUAUAACACACCUGGUUCAUACAAGUGCAAGUGUAAGGAUGACUACAGAGGAGUGGGCUACGACUGCAAACCCAUCCCAAAGGUGGUAAUUGACCCACCACGACCUGGAAAGACCACGCCGAGCAACAAUAACAACAAAGGGGGCAAUAAAAUUCCAGGCUCAGACCAAAAGAGAACCACCACAACAAUCAGACCACCUGUGACGGCUAAACGGAUCACACCUACAACAACCCCUAAACCUCCUCCAACCAAAAAAACCACCCCCCCAGCGAGAAUCCCAACGACCACCACCCGUAGGCCUCUCAUCCCCACAAAACGCCCUGUGGUGGUCACAACCAAACCUAGGCUCCCGGCCCGUCAGCAGCCGACCACAAAAGCCCCGGUGGUUACAGCGGUGGUUCCCUUUAUACCGACACGCAGACCUUUCAUCCCCUUUGUGACGCCAGUUGACAACAGCAUUAAAGAUAUUACCCAGAAACAUAGAGGGGACGGUCACAUGCCACGAAAACCUGUCCAGAACAAUAUGUUUCAUACCGAUUUAGAGAUUGAACUGGGCAACACCGGAGAUGAGCUGAGCGAUGACCCAGAGGCUGGACAUCUGAGCUGCUCUUUUGACCACGGCCUCUGUGCAUGGAUCCAGCACCGAGAGGGAGACCUUCACUGGGAGACAACAGCAGAUCCUUCAGGUGGGCGGUACCUGACGAUUUCGGAGGGCGGAGAGAAGCGAGGCGGGCGUGGCGCUCAGCUGAUCCUCCCACUGACCACGCCCUGGAACGAGGGGAACCUGUGCCUGGCCUUCAGACACAACAUGGCGGGGCACCACGUGGGCAUGCUGCAGGUGUUCGUCCAGAAGGGACGGCAGCACAGUCCCGCCGUCUGGGGUCGAACGGGAGGAAACGGCUGGAGAUCGACGCAGAUCACCAUCUGGGGCAACGGGCUAGAAAGCGUGGUUGUGAAGGGCGAGCGGCGGAGAGGCCGUAAAGGCGAAAUAGCUCUGGACGACAUGAGUCUCAAACGGGGUUCCUGUCAGGAAGAGCACAAUCUGAGGAGACUUUAACACCAACGACGCCGUCAACAAGAGACUUUUAAUGCCAGCUUUACUCACGGGACUCUGGGAAGACGGACACCUCACAGAAAGGGACGUGGCUUCCGGUCGGUCCCGGCACGGUUACGGUGCGCUUCCUCUGGCCUUCCUCGGUGGCUACAAGUGCAUGUUCCUGUUUAAUACAGCGCUGCAGAGAUGUCAUAUUUUUUUUGUAGGCCAAAUCCUGGAAACGAAUGCGCGUUUUAGCACUCCGGUUUCCGUUGUCCUGAAGUCGAUGGCUUUUUAUUAAUAAACGCAAGCUCAAAAUAUUUUCACAUUUUAUCCUAAAGCAUAACAUACAUCAGUAAAAACCCAUUGUUUGUGUGGUUUUUUAGCCCUUACGCGUCUUGAAAAGGCAGUUGCUAAGCGGCAGAACAGGUCUGUAGCGGUUGUCAGGGACGUUACGUCAUCGCGCUAAGCAGGUAAACACUCAUAUGUCGCUUUAGCAGCCUUGAGUUUUUAAUGGCACUCUUAAACUAUUUUAGAUCAAACUUUCAGGGAAAAUGUCUUUUAAACAAAUCAUAAAGUGUUACUAAGAAGGGUAACGGUUGCAGCGCGUUUGUUUACAGGCCGGCCUACAAAAAUACAAAACUGCAGCGCUCUAUUGGACGAGAUGUCUAAAAGGUCGGAAAAUAUACUUUUGUAUAUUUUAAUUUUGUAGAUACAAAGUUUGUCUCCCACUUCUAAUAUUUGUGUCGAAGUGUCACGCCAUUGUAAAUGCAAGUUGCCCAGUUUAUUUGCCUUUUUUAAAUUCGGCCCACGUGAUUUGUUAACCGGCUAAUCCGAGUGACGAACUAUUUUUGGUGUAUUAUUGUAAAUGUAUUCAUACAUGUGUGUGUGUAUAUAUAUAUAUAAAUAUAUUUCAAAUAUGCUUUGUAGCUGCAUAUGUACGUGAAUUCUAUAAGUGAUGCAGGACAAUGUUUACAUCACACAAUCCCAGUUUUGAGUAUUUUAUUGACGUAUAUUAAGUACAAACCAGUAAACCGUUCUGAGUUUUACUUAUUAAUGGCUGUAUCAGCCAUUCUGUGUGAUCACCACAACCAUGUUACCCUUUAAGACUGUGUGUUGAAUAUGAAAGCUCUCGGUUUAAUAUUCAGACGAAGCAACGAUCUCCAGACAUUAAAAGGUGUGAACAUAAAA
Molecule: messenger RNA, 3346 nt
Organism: Puntigrus tetrazona (Sumatra barb)
Lineage: Eukaryota; Metazoa; Chordata; Actinopteri; Cypriniformes; Cyprinidae
Gene: npnta
Product: nephronectin a
Exons: 14
Coding region: 293-2179 (628 amino acids)
Cellular component (GO): membrane
Molecular function (GO): calcium ion binding
Source: RefSeq, a predicted model, not a curated record